This is a messenger RNA of Haliotis rufescens (red abalone), 2688 nucleotides long. RefSeq names its product probable methylmalonate-semialdehyde dehydrogenase [acylating], mitochondrial. The transcript is spliced from 15 exons. Bases 117 to 1691 code for a protein of 524 amino acids. The record is from RefSeq and is a predicted model, not a curated record. Gene Ontology annotation, molecular function: methylmalonate-semialdehyde dehydrogenase (acylating, NAD+) activity; malonate-semialdehyde dehydrogenase (acetylating, [NAD(P)+]) activity. Gene Ontology annotation, cellular component: mitochondrion. Gene Ontology annotation, biological process: L-valine catabolic process; thymine catabolic process. Lineage: Eukaryota; Metazoa; Mollusca; Gastropoda; Lepetellida; Haliotidae.
GAAAUUGCCUUUCAGAGUCAUACCUCCUCAGGGUCAAGGACACGCACCUGGUUGACGAGCUGAAAAUCUUAUUGCUCUAGAAUCUGUUCGAGGUGUCGAAAUUAGCAAUUGUUGUCAUGGCGUCACUUCAUCGUCUGAUUCAUGUUGGGAAGAUCUUGAGUGGAGGAAACUUUUCAAGAUGCUACACCACAGCGCCCACCACCAAGAUGUUUAUUGAUGGACAGAUGGUGGAAUCCAAGACAAAUAAAUGGAUAGAUGUCCACGAUCCGGCAACCAAUGAGGUGGUGACGCGUGUCCCAGAGUGUACCCAGGAUGAGAUGAAGGCUGCUGUGGCAUCGGCCAAAGAGGCGUUUAAGAGCUGGUCACAAACAACCAUCCUCACAAGACAACAGAUCAUGUUCAAGUUCCAGCAGCUCAUCAAGGAUAACUUAAAAAAUAUUGCAGCCAAUAUCACGAAGGAGCAAGGAAAGACUCUGAUGGAUGCUGAGGGCGAUGUCAUGAGGGGGUUACAGGUGGUGGAACACUGCUGUAGUGUGACCAGCCUCCAGCUUGGGGAGACGCUCCAGGGCAUCGCUAAGGACAUGGACACGAUGACGUACAGACUGCCCCUGGGUGUGUGUGCCGGUAUCACCCCUUUCAACUUCCCGGCCAUGAUUCCACUGUGGAUGUUCCCUAUGGCAGCUGUGUGUGGCAACACGUCUAUCGUGAAGCCGUCGGAGCGGGACCCAGGAGCCACCAUGAUGCUGGUGGAGCUUGCAAAGGAGGCUGGGAUGCCACCUGGUGUCAUCAACGUCAUCCACGGCAGACAUGACUCGGUGAACUUCAUCUGUGACCAUCCCGACAUCAAGGCUAUCUCAUUUGUGGGAUCCGACCAAGCAGGUCAGUACAUCUAUGAGAGAGGAUCACGGAACGGCAAACGGGUGCAAUCAAACAUGGGAGCCAAAAACCAUGGAGUGAUUAUGCCUGAUGCCAACAAGGAGAGCACCCUGACUCAGCUUGUGGGUGCAGCGUUCGGGGCGGCAGGACAGAGGUGUAUGGCGCUGUCAACUGCAGUGUUUGUCGGGGAGGCUAGAGAGUGGAUCCCAGAGCUGGUGGAGAGGGCCAGGAAACUCAAGGUCAAUGCUGGUCAUGAACCUGGAGCAGAUUUGGGGCCGCUUAUCUCCCCUGAAGCAAAGAAGCGUGUGGUUGACCUUGUGGAAUCUGGAGUGAAUGAAGGUGCAGAUCUGUUACUUGAUGGUCGUAAUAUUCAAGUAAAGGGCUAUGAAAAGGGAAACUUUGUUGGACCAACUAUCCUUCACAAUGUCAAGCCCAACAUGAAGUGUUACACAGAGGAGAUAUUUGGGCCGGUACUGGUCAGCAUGGAGGUGGACACACUGGACGACGCUAUCAAACUAGUAAACUCAAACCCGUAUGGAAAUGGCACCGCCAUCUUUACAAAUAAUGGCGCCACUGCCAGGAAAUACACCAUGGAGUCUGACGUUGGACAGGUGGGCAUCAACGUCCCUAUUCCCGUCCCCCUCCCAAUGUUCUCCUUCACAGGAUCUCGAGGCUCUUUCCGUGGCGAUACCAACUUCUAUGGCAAACAGGGCAUCCAGUUCUACACCCAGGUGAAGACCAUCACACAACUGUGGAAGUCCGAUGACGCUGGCGUUCAGAAGGGCUCAGCCACCACUAUGCCAGUCAUGAGAUAAAUUGUCUCAACGGGUGCGGGAAAGGUCUACUUGUAUAUAACACAAGACUCAUGUGUUGUGGAUGUCAGUGAUAAACAGUUAAAAUAGAGUUUGAUAUUAUGAACAAAAUAAUAGACUAGGAAGUCCAUUUCAACAAUAAUUCCUGGAUUUCUAGACAAAUGUGAAAAAACAAUAUUGGCUGAUUUGAACACGUCAAGGGUGUUCACAAAGAAAUAACUGUUGUUUAUGAAACUAUGUUUGAUUUUCCCAAAAUUUGUUCAACUUGAGUAGUCAGAAAUUAGAAUGUUAGGUCAGGAGGUAACAUGCUUUUGAUCAAAUCAUAUUUUGUUUUUCUGUUAUUAUUUUUUUACACAUUUUAUGUACAUUAAAGAAAAGAAAUUGGUUUCCCUUGUAUAGGUUUAUUAAGAGUGACAUGAUACUGAUGUUGCUGUACAAAGUGCUUUUUUCAAACGUAUAUGCAAGUUGUCAUUGUACAAGUUCCAUUUUUUUGUCUCAGCACUAGAAAGUUGGGGAAUGUAUCGAGUAAUCAUCUUAACAAGUUUAAGUAUAUUUGAAACACUACACACUUUUACAGAUUUAUAUUUGUUUUCUUAAAGUUGCACUUGCAUUUUACUCAGUAUUAGUGCUAAGACUUGUUCACAGGUACACAUAUAGUCCUCUAUGGGGUGAUGUAAAGGAUAGUGUGUUCACUUGCCAUGCUGAAUAUGUGAGUUUCAUUCUCACAUGGGAACAUGUAAACCCUUUUCUGCCAAAACAUGACAGCCAUUGCCAAAUCAGGGUUUAAACAUUUAUUGAUUUUUCAACAGAAUUAAAAACAAGGUAUGGCGCAGAAAGAUAAUUUUCACAAAUUGUAUUCUUUGUUUGAGAUGACAUAGAUUUCCUAGUGUAUGUUACUACAGUAUGGCUGAUGGUGGCUGGUUAGUGUGUGCUCUGUGACCAAUGGAAGGAAGACUUGGGAAUCUCUGUAAUGACACCAAAUAAAACAUGCUGGAAAUGA